AUUAACUCGUCCGCCAUGCAUCAGGCGCCGCCGGCCAGCGAAGAAGAAUAGCAGCACGCAUCGAGAUCAAAACCCGUAGAAACCCCGCACAACCCGACGGCGAGUGACCCUUUCCCGCGUCCUGACGGCCAUCAGCGCUCGUGCAGCGGCAGAGAGAGAGUGAGCGUCCGAGGAGAGCGAUCGCGCGGCUUGACGUUAGCCGAGUAUGGAGUGGCAGCCGGAUGAGCAGGGUUUACAGCAGGUGCUGCAGCUACUGAAGGACUCGCAGUCACCAGAUACGGCCACACAGAGAGCCGUUCAAGAGAAACUGGAGCAGCUGAAUCAGUAUCCUGACUUCAACAAUUAUCUCAUCUUCGUCCUCACCAGCCUCAAAUCUGAAGAUGAGCCGACUCGAUCUCUGAGCGGUCUGAUUCUCAAGAACAACGUGAAGGCUCACUAUCAGAACUUUCCUCCUGCUGUGGCCGACUUCAUCAAGAGAGAGUGUCUAAACAACAUUGGAGACCCGUCCCCUCUUAUCCGCGCCACCAUCGGUAUUCUCAUCACUACUAUCGCCUCUAAAGGAGAACUGCAGACAUGGCCAGAACUGCUGCCUCAACUCUGCAACCUGCUCAACUCGGAGGAUUACAACACCUGUGAGGGCUCUUUUGGUGCGCUGCAGAAGAUCUGCGAGGACUCGUCUGAGCUAUUGGACAGUGAUGCUCUGAAUCGACCCCUAAACAUCAUGAUCCCUAAAUUCCUGCAGUUCUUCAAACACUGCAGCCCCAAGAUCAGGUCUCAUGCUAUAGCGUGUGUGAAUCAGUUUAUCAUUGGCAGAGCUCAGGCUCUGAUGGACAACAUCGACACUUUCAUAGAGUCUCUGUUUGCUCUGGCGGGUGAUGAAGACUGUGAGGUGAGGAAGAACGUGUGCAGAGCUCUGGUCAUGCUGCUGGAAGUGCGAAUCGACCGUCUCAUACCACACAUGCACAGCAUCAUACAGUACAUGCUGCAGCGCACACAGGAUGCAGAUGAGAAUGUGUCUCUGGAGGCGUGCGAGUUCUGGCUGACUCUAGCUGAGCAGCCCAUCUGUAAAGAGGCUCUGUCAGGACACCUGGUCCAGCUUAUCCCCAUUCUAGUGAACGGAAUGAAGUAUUCUGAGAUUGACAUCAUCUUACUGAAGGGUGAUGUGGAGGAGGAUGACAACGUUCCAGACAGCGAGCAGGAUAUCAAACCUCGCUUCCACAAGUCACGUACUGUCACUCUGCAGCAUGAGGGUGGAGAGGGGGAGGAGGGGGAGGACAUCGACGAAGACGAGGAUGAUGAUGAUGACACACUGUCUGACUGGAACCUACGUAAAUGUUCUGCUGCGGCACUGGAUGUUCUGGCUAACGUAUUUCGUGAUGAGCUGUUGCCGCACCUGCUGCCUCUACUGAAGGGUCUGCUGUUCCACCCCGACUGGGUCAUUAAAGAGUCUGGAAUACUGGUGCUGGGAGCCAUUGCCGAGGGCUGUAUGCAGGGUAUGGUUCCGUAUCUGCCCGAGCUGAUCCCACACCUCAUCCAGUGUCUGUGUGAUAAGAAGGCUCUGGUUCGAUCUAUCGCCUGCUGGACGCUCAGUCGCUAUGCACACUGGGUAGUGAGCCAGCCGCCGGACGCGCACCUCAAACCGCUCAUGACUGAGCUGCUCAAACGCAUUCUGGACGGAAACAAAAGGGUGCAGGAGGCCGCCUGCAGUGCGUUUGCAACUCUGGAGGAGGAGGCGUGUACGGAGCUGGUUCCGUAUCUGAGCUUUAUAUUGGACACUCUGGUGUUUGCGUUUGGGAAAUAUCAGCAUAAGAACCUGCUCAUCCUCUACGACGCCAUUGGCACCCUGGCAGAUUCAGUCGGACAUCAUCUGAACCAACCGGAAUACAUCCAGAAACUGAUGCCGCCUCUGAUCCAGAAGUGGAACGAACUGAAGGAUGAAGAUAAAGACCUGUUUCCCCUGCUGGAGUGUUUGUCGUCUGUGGCUACAGCGUUACAGAGCGGGUUCCUCCCGUACUGUGAGCCCGUGUAUCAGCGCUGUGUUACUCUGGUGCAGAAAACCCUUGCACAAGCCAUGAUGUACAGUCAGCAGCCAGAUCAGUACGAGGCUCCUGAUAAAGACUUUAUGAUCGUCGCUCUGGAUCUGCUCAGCGGAUUGGCCGAGGGUCUCGGUGGGCACGUGGACCAGCUGGUUUCCCGCAGCAACAUCAUGACACUUCUGUUCCAGUGCAUGCAGGACACAAUGCCAGAGGUGCGACAGAGCUCGUUUGCUUUACUGGGUGAUCUGACCAAGGCCUGUUUUCCACACGUCAAACCCUGCAUCGCUGAGUUCAUGCCGAUCCUGGGGACGAAUCUGAACCCUGAGUUCAUCUCAGUGUGUAAUAACGCCACCUGGGCCAUCGGAGAGAUCUGCAUGCAGAUGGGUGUGGAGAUGCAGCCCUACGUUGCUCUGGUUCUUCCUCAUCUGGUGGAGAUCAUUAAUAGGCCCAACACUCCCAAAACCCUGCUGGAGAACACUGCCAUCACAAUUGGUCGCCUGGGUUACGUCUGUCCACAGGAAGUGUCUCCCAUGUUGCAACAGUUCAUCAGGCCCUGGUGCACAUCGUUACGGAACAUCAGAGAUAAUGAAGAAAAGGACUCCGCCUUCAGAGGCAUCUGCGUGAUGAUUGGUGUAAAUCCUGGGGGGGUGGUCCAGGAUUUCAUCUUCUUCUGUGAUGCGGUGGCCUCCUGGGUCACCCCUAAAGAUGACCUGAGGGACAUGUUUUACAAGAUCCUGCAUGGUUUUAAGGACCAAGUCGGCGAGGAGAACUGGCAGCAGUUCUCAGAGCAGUUUCCUCCCAUACUGAAGGAACGCCUCUCUGCAUGCUAUGGCGUGUAGCCCCGCCCCCUCUGCUUCACACACAGCACAUGCUGUCAGUUGAACCUUUAGGAGGGGGGAACUCAUCCAUCUGUGUAUUGCACUGCCCUGAUCAUGGGGGAGAGGGAUGCUCCACCUGACGGACAGACCCCACGCCCUUUGUGUGUCCAUGAGGGUGGG
Messenger RNA from Xyrauchen texanus (razorback sucker), 3034 nucleotides. RefSeq names its product transportin-2. The coding region runs from base 206 to 2875 and encodes 889 amino acids. Lineage: Eukaryota; Metazoa; Chordata; Actinopteri; Cypriniformes; Catostomidae. Gene Ontology annotation, molecular function: small GTPase binding; nuclear import signal receptor activity. Gene Ontology annotation, cellular component: nucleus; cytoplasm. The transcript has 25 exons. The record is from RefSeq and is a predicted model, not a curated record. Gene Ontology annotation, biological process: protein import into nucleus.